Camelina sativa (false flax) is the source of this 1404-nucleotide messenger RNA. NCBI's taxonomy places the organism in Eukaryota, Viridiplantae, Streptophyta, Magnoliopsida, Brassicales, Brassicaceae. The record is from RefSeq and is a predicted model, not a curated record.
AUGGGUAAAACGAAAUCUCAAUCGAGCUCCGCUGUUCGAAGAUCACAAAGGUUAAACUCCGAUGUUGAUGAUUCUGCUCCGAUCACUCUCCCAGUAGCCGAUCCUCAGUAUGAUGACUGGAGUUUUGCGAUGCGUAUUUCUCUUGAUGCUAAGAAUAAGAUAAAAUUUGUUGAUGGAAGCUUGCCUAGGCCUUUGAUUACAGAUCCUAACUUUGAUUUGUGGUCUAGAUGCAAUAGCAUGGUUAAGCCGUGGUUAUUGAACUCUGUUUCUCCUCAGAUCUAUCGUAGUAUCUUGCGUAUGAAUGAUGCUGCAGAUAUUUGGAAAGAUCUCUGUGGUCGUUACCAUAUGACUAAUCUCCCACGCACUUUUAAUCUGACUCAAGAGAUCCAAGACCUUCGUCAAGGUUCUAUGUCGUUAUUUGAGUAUUAUACUCGUCUCAAAACUCUCUGGGAUCAGUUGGAUGGUUCAGAGGAACUAGAUGAUCCUUGUGUUUGUGGGAAAGGUGCUUGUCUGCAACAGAAGGCAGAGAAAGCCAAAACGGUGAAAUUCUUGGCUGGUCUGAAUGAAUCUUAUGCGAUUGUACGCAGACAGAUCAUUGCAAAGAAGGUGUUACCUCCUCUGGUAGAGGUAUACCAUAUCCUGGAUCAAGACGACAGCCAGAAAGGGUUCACCAUUCCCACUACUCCCACAGCUUUUCAAGUCUCACAAGUUGCACCUCAGAUGGAACAUGGUUUUCCUCCUGGCUUCACUCCAAAAGGGAAAUUCAAUGAAAAGUUUCAGAAACCUCCAAUAGUUGCAGCUCAAGUCACUUUAUCUCCAGUUUCGGAUAAGACUUCAACUAACAUGGAGAACUUGAUUGGAAAUCUUUCUCCUGAUCAGCUGCAGAAUAUCAUUGCUCUCUUUAGCUCUCAGCUACAAUCUACAUCUUCUGGAGCUGUUCCUGCUGCUAUUGCGAGUACUUCUCAAACUCCACAGACUCCACAGACGCCACUUGAUCACCCCGGUAUCUCAUUCUCUACUCACACAUACUCUUUUAUUGGUAUACUGGCUGCUUCGAAACAUACACUGUCCACAGACACAUGGGUGAUUGAUUCUGGUGCAACUCACCAUGUGUCUCAUGACAAAAAUAGUUUUGUUUCUUUGGAUACUUCUGUGGAAAGUUUUGUGAACAUGCCAACAAGACAGCAUGUUAAGAUCAGUGGAGUGGGAAUGAUUCGUCUAAAUAAAGAUUUACUCCUCACGAAUGUCUUGUUUAUCCCAGAAUUCAGAUUGAGUCUUAUCAAUAUCAUUUCUUUGACUUCAGAUCUUGGUUCUCGGGUGAUUUUUGACACUUCUUGUUGCGAAAUACAAGAUCCUACCAAGGGGGUGAUGAUUGGUAAAGGUCGUCGCAUUGGCAAGCUCUAA